Messenger RNA from Psilocybe cubensis, 1206 nucleotides. RefSeq lists its product as uncharacterized. Gene Ontology annotation, biological process: chromatin remodeling. Bases 1 to 1206 code for a protein of 401 amino acids. Lineage: Eukaryota; Fungi; Basidiomycota; Agaricomycetes; Agaricales; Agrocybaceae. The record is from RefSeq and is a predicted model, not a curated record. The transcript has 6 exons.
AUGUCCGCCUCCUUCCAGCAGGCCCAGCAGGACGGUCUCUGUCUGCGCUACCCGGAGAGUCUGCCCAGCCAGCGCGAGCUCACGUAUGACAAUGCCAUCAAUCUCCUUGUCCGCGCUGCCCACAUGGCCACCACUGUUCCCUUUGCCUGGAGCUACAUAGACAAGCCUGCAGACGGCACCCUUCUCCUCCUCUUUCUCCCACCCAACUCGCCCUUUCCCAACGAUGGCAUCCGCUACCAGGAGCCAGAGGUCAAGUACACCCUCCCCACCGCACAGCGCGUGAGCUCUCUUCCCCAUCAGCCCCUAGAAAUCCCGCUCACCCCCACCCAGGAAGUCGAAGUACACGAGAUCAAAUGCGGAUUCAUCCCAAACUCCCAAGACACAUCCGCCUCCCGCGUCCGCCGCCGCUACCGUCUCCUCAAAACCACAGGCCACCAGCUCGUCCUCGUCCACUACACACGCGGCCCAGCCACACCAAUCCCUCCUGCCCUCAUGUCCCAGCCCGUCCGUGCGUACCCGCUCAUGCCCGUCAACGAACCACCCGUGUACGUCCUCGGCGAAAAGACUGGGCAAAAAGUCUAUCCCGGCGGAGUUGGUCCUGUCGGCGGCGGCAGCAGUAGCGUCGGUGUAGGUAUGGGAGGGAAUCCCAUGCACCCAGGCAACCCAGUCCAAGGCGGUCUCCCUCCCUCCGCCAUGGGCAUGGCCGUCGGCGGCAUGUCCUUCACCCAGCAGCAAGCCGCGCUCCUCGCGCAGCAGAACAGCACCAUGGAGUCGCUCGAACGCCGCCGCGAGCGCGAGCGCGCUGCUGCUGCCGCUGCCGCUGUAGCCCAGAGGCCCGGGCCUGACCCUGCAGUUGCUCGCCCUCCACAGCAGCGUGUCGUCGAAGACGAAGAUUCAGGAGACGAAAUGGACUUGUUCCCGACGCGCACGCUCGCGAUGGCCCGGUACAAGCGCAACCACGACUGGAUGAACGAUGUAUUCAAUCAAGCCGCCUUCGGAAACGUGAUACAAACUGACCCAAAAGUACGACCCUACUCUAUCUUCUCCCAAUCCGACAUCGACGAAAAGACGGCAAAACUACAAGCUGAAGUAGAAGCACUCCAAGCAAAAUCGGCACAGCGCAGAGCGGAGUAUAUCAGGUCGAUGCAAUCGUCCAUCCAGGAACACACGGAUAUGAACAUGGUCGGUGAUACCGUUCCAGUCUAA